UGCAAUCAUGAUAGUAGUAGUUUUAUGUUUUACUGUAAAAUGGCGGUUUAUCUACAAAGCAACAACCUGUUGUUACUUUUUUUUUCUAUCCCGCUUUCCAUUAUUUAUUCGCCGUCGGUCAUUGUGGAUCGUCGAACUUUUCUGAAUUUCUGUGUGUAUGUGUGUGUCUACGAAUUGAAUGCUUUAUUCAAAAAACAUCAUUUGAAAAUAUUAAAAAAUUCAAUGCAUGAUCAUGAAGAAUUUGUUAAUGAACAUGAACAUAGAAUGUGAAUCGAUCGACUAGAAUGAACAUCAAAUGAACCAAUACGAACAAUGAAAAGUAUUCAUCAUCACGUCAACAUCAGAUAAAAACAAAACAAAAUCUUAGACCACAUGAUUUUUUUUUCUGCUAAAAUUCAUUUACCAAUCCACCUUUAUAUAUCGUCGUGUAUGGUUUACAUCAAUUUUCCGAAAAACUUCGAUACAGGAUUGUCUAUUGUGGAUAAAUGUGAUUGUUAAAUCCUGUUUUUUUCCGUUUGUUUGUUUUUUUUAUGUUUUCGUCUUUAUGUAUCUAUUUAUGAAUUAUGAUCAAAAUGUCUAAAUCAACGGAAUUAUCGGUUAGCCAUCACCAUCACCAUCAUAAUCAUCAUCAUACUAAACAACAGUCGAAUUUGCCAUCAAAAUCACAACAAACAAAAGUGACAAAAAAAUUACGUAAAUUAAAAUGUGUAUUUAUUGGUGAUGAUGCUAUUGGUAAGACUAGUUUAAUCGUAUCAUAUACAACCAAUGGUUAUCCAACUGAAUAUGUACCAACCGCAUUCGAUACCUAUUCCGUGUUGGUCACGAUCGACAACAAACCAUGUCAACUACAACUUUGUGAUACUGCCGGCCAAGAUGAAUUUGACUCAAUUCGGCCAUUAUGUUAUAAUCACACUGAUGUAUUUUUGGUUUCAUUUUCGGUCGUAUCACCACGUUCAUUUCGUAAUAUUCGUCAGAAAUGGCUACCCGAAAUUCGUCGUACUUUUAUGGGUAAUCAUUCUAAAUCCAAUCAAAUGCAACAACAACGUUCUAUGCCACCAUUCAUAUUGAUUGGCACGCAAUGCGAUCUUCGACAUGAUGUCAAAGUAUUGAUUGAAUUGGAUUCUAAUGGUGAGGAACCGAUCUCGUCGGAUUAUGCCAGAAGUAUGGCGAAAAAAUUGGGAGCCAUCUGUUAUAUUGAAUGUUCGGCAUUGACGCAGAAAAAUUUAAAGGAAGUAUUUGAUUCUGCCAUUCUAGCUGGUUUGGAAUAUCAAAAGAAUCAACAUCAUAAACAUCCAUAUCAUCAUCAUCAUCAUCAUCGUACUGAAUCAAUUAAGCAUCAGAAAAUUAAAUUAAAUGAUUCUCCAAAAUCGCCAUUUUUAUCCAGACGAAUGAAUAAUGAAUUUUACUGUUCACAUACAAAUGAAAAUAAUGUCUAUGAAAAAAAUUCAAUCUAUCAGGAUUAUGGACAUCGACAUUUCCUUCCAUGUACACCACCUAAAUUGGCUCAAAUAUCCGAUGCAAAAUUAGUUAGUUGGCGUAAAUCAUUGACGAAAUUAUCUGCACAAGAAGCAUUAAAAUCUGAAGCUGCCGAAGCUAACCGCGAAGUUCAUUCUCAUUAUGAUGAUGAUGAUGAUGAACAUUCUUAUUAUGAAUACCAUCCUUACUAUCAUGCAGCUGAUUCGUCGAAUCUAUUACCUUCAAAUGUAACUACAGCCAAACUAUCCACGUUCUCACCACUGCCAUCACCGAUAACUUCACCAAAAUAUCCAAAAUCUACUUCCAACAAUGCCAAAAACAGUAAUAUUGAUAAAAAGUACCAAUCAUCAUCAACGUCAACAUCUAGCUCAAAGAUGAAUGCAACAAAAUCAAAAAAAACCAAUAGUUCAAAAUCAGCCAAAUCAUCAUCAUUAUCAAAAAAUAUUAAUACAAAUAAUUUAUCACAAACAAAAUUUCAAAGUAAUAUUGAUCAAGGUGAUCAAACCUUUCAAAAUGGUUUCGAAUCUUCAAAAAUCACUGCCUCUCAUUGUCAUAAUCCAUGUCAACAUAGUCUGAUGCCAAAUUCUCCACAAAAGAAUCGGACAAUAAUCGAGGAUGAUAAAAGGGUGCAGAUUAAAAAUGAUUCUAGUCUAAUCAUAACACAUAAAAAACGAUCGAACAAUAAAUCUAAUUAUUCCUCAUCAUCUGGUUAUCAACCAUCGCCACCAUUAUCAACGUUGAUGUCACCACCUUCAACUCCAUUGAUAUAUCAUCCGGAUUCCUGUUACAAAUUUUCAUCACCUCAAAAUUCUUUGAACAAUCCUUAUGCUAUGACGACAUAUUUAACACCAUAUGGUACAACAGUAACUGUUGUUCCUGCUGCUGUAGUCAAAUCCCAAUCACCGACACCAAUUUACCAAACAAAUCAUCAUUCAAAACAACUGCAGCAGCAUAAGCAACAGGAUUCCGCUCCAUCCACUCCUAUUGUACACAAUCGUUCAAUAUUCCAUCAAUUACAUCCUAAUUUCUGUAAAUCGGAAAUAAAACAAUCGAAACAACAGCGACCUUCACAUUCAUCAAAAACCAAUUUGGCAACCACACUUCGAUCAUCAUCAUUCUUUUUUUUACCAUCUAACACUAUGAGGAUGAUGAAAAAACAACGAGAAACAAAUGAUAAAUCCAAAAAGAAAAAAGAUCAAAAGAAAAAAUUAUCAAAAUCUAAUUUAACCGCUUCAUCCGUUUCUAUGGCUUCGUCUUGUUCAUCGUCUUCUUCAUCAUCAUCAAUUCAUUCAUCGAACGAGCUAUUUCGAACAAAUAAUCAAUCAAAUACAAACAAAUCAAUGUUGGACCUAUUUCAUCAAAUUAUGUCUACUAGUGUAACAGAGUUACGUAACAGGAAAAGUUCCAUGUUUCGAAGGUUAGCAUCAUCAUUGUCUUCAUCUUCGGGAUCAAGUCAUCAUUCACAAUCAAGUCCCCAUCCACAUAAUAAUACCUCAUCAUUGUCAGGGUGUUCAUCUAAACAAGAGAAACAAAAAUUAAAACUGAAGAGUGAAAAGCUCAAAGAUUUCUACUAUUAUGAUUCCUAUGAUUAUGAAGAGAUUGAUCUGGAUCGCCGGGGAAAAUGCUGCGGUAUGCGUAUCGGCAAUGGUAACGGCAGUCUUUGGUCUUGUUGCUUUCCAAGGAGUUUCUAAAUUCAAAUUUUGAACAACCUUGCC
Messenger RNA from Dermatophagoides farinae (American house dust mite), 3191 nucleotides. RefSeq lists its product as uncharacterized. Gene Ontology annotation, molecular function: GTPase activity; GTP binding. The record is from RefSeq and is a predicted model, not a curated record. Gene Ontology annotation, biological process: small GTPase-mediated signal transduction. NCBI's taxonomy places the organism in Eukaryota, Metazoa, Arthropoda, Arachnida, Sarcoptiformes, Pyroglyphidae.